GACAAUUGACACAUCUUCAGUUCUCAAACCAAAUGUUCCAAUGUCACCAUACCAUUUAAACCAGUCCAAGUAUAUGACAUGUCGGUUUCUGUGUUUUUGUUCUUUCAGAACUCAAAACAUGGUUGGUUUCCCAAUGUCGUCUUCUUUUUUUUUUUUGAUAAAGUUUUUGUUCCUUUCUUCCUGGGUUUUGCUCAAAAUAUCUCUUUUCUUUUUCUGAAACUAUAAAUUUUGGAAAUAAAAAAUGACCAUACAACCACAAAGCACACAGUCACACACUUUUUACUAUUUUUUGUUUGAGGGUGUUUAGUCCUGGGAAGAUGCUUUAUAAAAGACACUUACCUUCUGUCAUCUCAUUUGUUUUGUAGUAAUCUCGUGGCAUGUGUCUUUUUGCAUGUUAUUUACUCCCUUUUGUUUACGUUUUUGAUCAAGACUAUUAAAAUUUAAGGUUUAUCUUUAUAGUUCUUUUUUCUCUUUUUUAUGUUCUUAAAACUCCUAUUUGAGUUCCAUCACUUUAAAUGGUUCUUUCUCGGUCUCAAGACUUAGACACGACUGUAAGUUGUUGUUGUUGAAUUUCUUUUGGGUUCUUCAUCAAUCAUCUCUUUUAAUGGCUUUUUUAUUGUCUUUAUUAUGGUCUUGAAUUUUUUUUUUAAAUUUUUACUUGCUGUGUAGAAAAGUCAAUUUUGAUGAGAAUUUUAAAUUUAAUUUGCAGCUGUAAGGAGCAAGAUAGCGAUGGACCACUAAAGCUAAGGAGUGUGUGAUUAAUUUAUGAAGUGAAUGGUUGAGAAUUUGAGAGUGACAAAUUAGUAAAAUGUGUUUCUUCUUCUUUUUCUGUGUUUUCCUCUGAUUGGUUCAACAUAAAGCAACUUUCAAGCUUUCUGUGUCAGUUCAAUACUUUCAUGUGAUCAUAGUUGCCAUUCUUAGUUGGCUAUCUCAUAAAAAGAAAAGAAGUUGAAUAAAGUAGAAGAAGAAGAAGAUGGAGCCAACAAACCAGAAGUUUUUGGAAAGAGUUGUUUCACAGAAAGCUCUGCAAAUGGGAAGUUCAUUCCCAUGCCAAAUUUGUGUGGUGGGUUUUCUCUGUGGAGUUUGCCUCACUUCUUUGUUCUUGGCUGUUCUUACUUCUGUUGGUACCUUUGGCUUUACUGGGAUUUCAUUUUCAUCCUUAUCAAUGGGGAAUUCUCCAUUGAAUUCAAGUUCUGAGAUUAUCAAUGUUAUUACGAGUUCGGACUACCAAUCUAAAGUAAAAGAAACCGCGAGAUGGGUGGAUUCGAAGGGAAGGGAACCGGAGAGCGAUGAUGAUGAGAGGGUUUCUUUAUUGACUGAAGCAUGGGGUGCUUUACUAGCUGACAGGGAACCUGAAGAAAGCGAGUUCUCGAAAAGAUUUGGACUCAGCAAAUCAAGUUUACCGAAUACUCCUCAUUUGGAGAACUGUAAAUUAAGUGCACAAGUGAAUAAGCAUCUCGACACACGUUCAGGAGCCGGGAGAUUUCCUCCAUGGACAACUUGGAAGGGUUCAUUGAACAUGUAUCCUGCAACUGAAACUGAUAAGAAUUUAAGAAGCUUUAAGGAUCAACCUGUAUCUGAUGGUGCUUAUCCUCCAUGGAUUGUGGGAUCAGAUGAAGAAAACUAUCCUCUUACCAGGAAAGUGCAACGUGACAUUUGGAUACAUCAGCAUCCGGUAAACUGCCAUGAUCCUAACAUAAAAUUUCUUGUGGCUGACUGGGAAAAAUUACCUGGAUUUGGCAUCGGGGCUCAGUUUGCCGGUAUGGCCGGGCUUCUUGCUAUUGCAAUUAAUGAGAAAAGGGUGCUUGUUACUGGAUACUUCAAUCGUGCUGACCAUGAUGGUUGUAAAGCAUCGCGUGGUAGUUGGUCUUGCUACUUCUUCCUAGAGACAUCCCAGGAAUGCCGAGACCGUGCAUUUGAGCUUAUUACCAACAAGGAGGCAUGGGAAAAGGGAACUAUAAAAGGAAAAGAUAGUUAUAAAUCAAAGGAAAUAUGGACAGCGAAGGUUCCGAGGGAAUGGGGUGAUCCUUGGAGUUAUUUGCAGCCUACAACAGAUAUAAAUGGAAGUUUAAUUGCUGUUCACCAUAAAAUGGAUCGAAGGUGGUGGAGAGCACAGGCUGUUCGAUAUCUAAUGCGAUUUCAAACAGAGUACACUUGUGGUUUAUUGAAUGUUGCUCGCCAUGCUGCAUUUGGGAAAGAAGCUGCAAAAAUGGUUCUUGCAAGUCUUGACAAAGAUUGGCCAAAGGUGAUCACAAACCAGCUAAACUCAGAAAUUGAAGAAUUUGUGUGGUCAAAUCAUAGACCUUGGGUUCCUCGGCCGUUGCUGAGUAUGCAUGUAAGGAUGGGAGACAAAGCAUGUGAAAUGAAAGUGGUCGAAUUUGAAGAAUAUAUGGAACUUGCUCACCGUAUUCAGAUGCGUUUUCCACAUCUCAAGAACGUUUGGCUCUCCACCGAAAUGCAGGAAGUGAUUGAUAAAACGAGAUCAUACCCUCAUUGGAACUUCUAUUACACGAACGUGACACGCCAAGUCGGGAAUGUAUCGAUGGCUACAUACGAGGCAAGCCUUGGAAGGAAAACCAGCACGAAUUACCCUCUUGUUAAUUUCUUGAUGGCAGUUGAAUCGGACUUUUUUAUCGGGGCAUUGGGAUCGACAUGGUGCUUUCUUAUAGAUGGCAUGAGGAACACUGGUGGAAAAGUAAUGGCAGGGUAUUUAAGCGUCAACAAGGAUAGGUUCUGGUAGAGAAACCUGGUUAACUGUAGGCAUGUAGUAUUAGAUCAACAAUGUACAGCUAUUAAUUUUGUUCAUGCAUGCCAUUUUUCAAAUAAUAUUGUGCCUCUUUGUACAUAUUUAAAUGAACAAAGGGAUCUGUAACAACAUAUCUAACACAAAAUUUAGACAAGGUGAUUGGAUAGGUUUCAUGUCCCAGCUUUAAA
Molecule: messenger RNA, 2934 nt
Organism: Gossypium arboreum
Lineage: Eukaryota; Viridiplantae; Streptophyta; Magnoliopsida; Malvales; Malvaceae
Exons: 8
Coding region: 974-2740 (588 amino acids)
Biological process (GO): protein N-linked glycosylation
Molecular function (GO): alpha-(1->6)-fucosyltransferase activity
Source: RefSeq, a predicted model, not a curated record